AUGGGUGGACAAGUCUCUUUGGUUUCCAGUAACUGUCCUCCAGAACUUGACUGGUUAUAUACUUCUAACUCUGAGGAAGCAAAAGAAUUUCGUACGUAUGUUCGAACAUAUAACAAUUGCUUUGCUUUCACAUCUUUUGGAGUCAAAUAUGACAAGGAAUUGUGUCGGAGAAAUAAAGGAAUCUAUACAUUCAGGAUACAAGGUCAAGUUUAUCACUUCAUUAAUGAGCUUACAUCUUCUGAUGAAAAUCUUAGUCAUCUACAGCUCUACUUUUAUGACACUGAUCAUGAAAUCCAAAACAGAAUGAAAUCUUCCGAAAAGCUAAAUCCUGUUAUUCUUGAAAGGCUCAUAAAGAUUUCACAUCUAAAUCCAUAUUCAAUCUUCUUCAGGAGAUUAGAACACAUAGAUCCUUUGAACUCUGUACAAAUUAUUAUUAGAUCUGAUGUAUCAUUAGAUCAGAGAGUCUACAAUCAACCUUCAACCUCACAAGUGGCAGCAAUUUGGUCUGAAAAUGAUGUCUUAACCAAAGAAAUCUCAAGAGAUAUUGUUGUUCAUCAAAUUUCUGAUCAUAGUGAAAAAGUUCAAUGGUAUUUUGGAUGUUAUGACCCAUUACAAUAUCCAUUGUUAUUUCCAUAUGGUGAAUCUGGAUGGCAUUAUGGUAUUGAGAGAGUUGACAAAAACCAAACAAAAAUCACAUGCCAUCAACAAACUAUUCUUAGUGUUCAUCAAGCUACUACUGUUUCAGACCUUCUCAUAAAAGAAGCCCAAGUGUUUCAGAAACAAAAGAAUAAGAAAACUACCAUUUCUUGUCGUGAAUACUACUGCUACAAGCUUCAAAUACGACCCAAUGAUUCUUCAAUCUUACUCCGCUCUGGUCGUCUCUUUCAGCAGUAUUGUGUUGAUAUGUAUGUCAAGAUUGAAACAUCUAGACUUCAAUUCUUUCGAAACAAACAAAGAGAAAUUAGGGCUGAUUUGUAUCAAGGAAUCAUAGACAGUGUCACAACGGGUGAAGGUAGAGGUUCAAAGAUUGGUCACAGGGUUAUACUACCACCGUCAUUCAUAGGUAGUCCAAGAGAUCUUAGACGUCGAUAUGUUGAUGCAAUGUCUUUGGUCCAGCGAUUUGGCAAACCUGAUAUCUUUCUUACAAUGACUUGUAAUCCAGCAUGGCCAGAGAUUAAAGCUGAGUUAGGACCUAAUGAAGAAGCUCAAAAUAGACCAGAUUUAACCUCUCACGUUUUUAGAGCAAAAAUGGAACAACUGAAGGAUGACAUCAUAAAACAUCAAAUCUUUGGGAAAGUCAUUGCAUAUGUUUACGUCAUUGAAUUUCAAAAGAGAGGUCUUCCACAUAUGCAUCUAUUGUUAAUUCUAGCACCUGGACAAAAGCCUUUAUCUCCUGAUACUUAUGAUUCAAUCGUAUCUGCUGAACUUCCUGAUCAAAAAAAACAUCCUCAUUUGUUUUCUAUGGUGGUGAAACACAUAAUGCAUGGACCUUGUGGUGAAAUGAAUCCAAACAACAUUUGCAAGAAGAAUGGAAAAUGCAAAAAUCAUUAUCCCAAAAAUUUUGAACCUAUAACAAGAUCUUCCAAAGACUCAUACCCAAUAUACAAGCGUCGUGCUGAUGCUGUCAAAUAUUUGUACAAGUAUAUUUACAAAGGCCAUGAUAAAAUUGCAUUCCAUAUUGUUCAAGAAAAUCAAUCAGAAAUCAUAGAUGAAAUCCAACAAUUUCAGUCCGCAAGAUGGAUUUCACCUCCAGAGGCAAUGUGGAGAAUUUAUGCAUUCUCUUUGAAUGACAUAUACCCAUCAGUAAUCCAUCUUCAAAUCCACCUUGAACACCAACAAUUUGUUACUUUCAAUCCUUCAGAUGACCUAAAUUCUGUGUUAAAUGAUCCCAUCCGUUCGAAAACAAUGUUGACUGAAUUCUUUUUAAUGAACAAGUCAAAUGAGAAGGCGAAGCUUGGAAAAUAUUUAUAUAAGGAAUUCCCUGAACAUUUUGUUUGGUGGCAACAAGAUAGAAUGUGGACUGAGCGAAAAAAGGGCAAUGUUAUUGGGCGCAUUGUCACAGCACAUCCUACACAAGGUGAAAGAUAUUACCUUAGGUUACUUCUAAACAACAUCAGAGGCCCUACAUCAUUUGAAUCCUUGAGAACCAUAAAUGGAAGAAAAGCAAAAACUUUUCGAGAAGCUGCCCUUCUCUAUGGUCUUUUACAAUCAGACAACAAUUUUGAACAAUGCUUGGAGGAAGCAAUCUCUUACCAAAUGCCUUACUCUCUAAGAAGAUUGUUUGCAACCAUUCUCAUUCAUUGUGCUCCUAAUAAUCCAAAGCAGUUGUGGGAAAAAUUCAAAGACUACAUGGCAGAGGAUUAUGCCAAAACAACAAAUCUUUCAAAACAAGAAAUUUUCAAAAAAGUUCUACAGAGCAUCAAUUCAACUCUUCAAUCAAUGGGCAAAAAUAUCAAAGAUUUCAAUAUUUGCUCUGACAACAUGCUCUCAUCUGAUAAUCAAGAGACUUGUCGUGAAAUUGAAGAAGAAAUGAAUAUUGUUGUUUCUGAAGCUGAUUACCAGGUCUUCUCAGGAAAUCAAGGGUGUUUUUUCAUAGAUGGUCCUGGAGGCACUGGUAAGACCUUUUUAUACAAGGCAUUGUUGGCAGCAAUUAGAUCCAAGAAUUACAUUGCUCUUGCAACAGCAACAUCUGGAGUAGCAGCUUCUAUUCUCCCAGAAGACCGCACAGCCCAUUCUCGUUUCAAAAUACCUAUAGAUGUUGAUACAUAUAAAUCUUGCAACAUAGGUAAACAAACUGGGCUUGCAAAUCUUUUGAGAACUGCAAAACUAAUCAUUUGGGAUGAGGCACCUAUGGCCAAGAGGCAAAACAUUGAGGCAUUAAAUGAUAUGCUGAAGGAUAUCAAUGAGUCAGAGUUACUCUUUGGAGGCAAAGUUAUAGUUUUGGGUGGUGAUUUUUGA
This is a messenger RNA of Camellia sinensis, 2958 nucleotides long. Lineage: Eukaryota; Viridiplantae; Streptophyta; Magnoliopsida; Ericales; Theaceae. The record is from RefSeq and is a predicted model, not a curated record.